Hibiscus syriacus is the source of this 336-nucleotide messenger RNA. RefSeq lists its product as uncharacterized. The record is from RefSeq and is a predicted model, not a curated record. The transcript has a single exon. The coding region runs from base 1 to 336 and encodes 111 amino acids. NCBI's taxonomy places the organism in Eukaryota, Viridiplantae, Streptophyta, Magnoliopsida, Malvales, Malvaceae.
AUGGAGGGUCUUAUCCCUUUAGUUUACCGGACGCUGAAGAAGACCAAAACCCGCCGGCGAUACCAGUGUCUCUCGUCCGGCGCUGCUCAACCUUACAACAUUGCUGAUUUCUACGUUCAUAGUCCGAAUCCGAGUCAAACUCAUUUCUACACGGAAUCGAAUAGUAAUUCCAUAGCCGAGGAGAACAUCGGCAGUCGUGGUCACCGUCGCCGGAUGUCCACGGGAAAUAUCCCCGAGGGAAAUAUCACUGUUACCGGAGGGUCUCAGACGCCGACGGGGCCGAAACUUACGAGGUUUAGGAGCACCAGGAUGUUUUCAUGCGUGACCGGUGGAUGA